Molecule: messenger RNA, 1462 nt
Organism: Paramecium octaurelia
Lineage: Eukaryota; Ciliophora; Oligohymenophorea; Peniculida; Parameciidae
Source: the annotation of a GenBank genome assembly
AUGAAAUAAAUUCUCAUUUUCGUAAUCAGUCUAUAUCAAGUUCUGUGUUAAGAUAAGCUACUCGCGGUGUAGGCCAUUUGGAGACAUGGAGCACGAAAUCCUUACUAUUGCAACUACGAAUGUGAUCCAAAUGUGGCAAAAGGAGAUGCUGCAUUAUUAACACCAACUGGAAUGAGACAAUAAUAUGUAUUGGGAAAAUGGUUAAGAUAAAGAUACAUCACAGGGACUACUCCACUAUUAUCAACAAUUUUUAAUGAAAAUGAGAUAUACAUAGAAAGCUCUGAUGUCAAUAGGUAAUCAUAGAUCCCUCAUUUCUUAGGACUCUGUAAAGUGCCUAUAGUAAUUUAUAAGGAAUGUAUCCAGAUGGACCUACUGUGCCUCAUUUUGUAGAUGAGAAUGUUUCAUUGCUUUUACCCCCCAAUAAGGGAUCUGUCACACCUCCAGGUAUUGGAGAUGAGGCUUUACCCAAAAAAAUCUAAUUGAUACCCAUUCAUACUAAACAAAGAGAAAUGGACUAUGCUGUUGCCAUUGCAUGUCCAAAAGGUACUGAAAUGGUUGCCUCAAACAAAAAAACAGCUCUAUAUAAAGAGGUGAAUGACGCUACUGCACAAUUAUAUAAAGACUUUAAUGAAUAAUUAAAAUUAACUGGAGAUAAGCAGGUUAAUGAUUUCGUUGUCCUCUCUAAUUACAGAGACACUUUCAUUUGUAAUAGAUACAACGGAGAAAAAAUGCCAGAGGAUUUGAAAACUGAAACAUUAAAAAAGAUUGAUGAUAUUUCCAAUUUAGCAUUUAGUCUUGAAAAAUUCUAAACACCAGAGUAACUAUUUCUAAAUAUUUGAAUUAGGUAAGUAAAACUUUUUUCAACUCCUUAUUUCAAAUAAGUUAUUGAUCAUUUUGAUAGCUUUUUGAAUGGAAGUUCCCAUUUUAAAUAUUAUGGAUCUUCUUCUCAUGAUUCAACUCUUUUGGCCUUAUUAUCUGGUCUUAAUUUGACUAGUGCUCAAUGUUAAGCUGAAAUUUAUCUAAACAAAAAUAUUACUUAUAAAAAUUGCAUAACAUAGGUAUAAUAUAUCAAUUUAUUACUUUAGUAUGUUGAGUUUGCUUCCAAUAUCAUUUUUGAACUUUACAAUAAUUCAAUCACAGGACCAUAUGUUAAAGUAUUAUACAAUGGUGAAUAUAUGCCACUUUGUUCAGUUGAAGCUAAGACUUGCAAAUAUUCAACUUUACGUUCUGUUUUUAUGGCUUAAUAAGUUGACUAUAAAAAGGAAUGCGGAAUAGCAGGAGAUAAGGGAAUCCCUGUAUAAUUAAUUCUUAUAAUUAGAUUGAAGAGGAAACUCCUGGUUGGGCAAUUGCAUUUUUCAUAAUUGUCAUCCUCUUACUUCUUGGUGGUUUAGCCAUGGUCAUAAUUAUUAAAAGAAAAGUAGCAGAUUCAGAAUGAGAAUUUAGACAUUUAUAAAUAAGAUUA